This is a messenger RNA of Tigriopus californicus, 1467 nucleotides long. Its product is annotated as lysophosphatidylserine lipase ABHD12-like. Gene Ontology annotation, molecular function: monoacylglycerol lipase activity; phosphatidylcholine lysophospholipase A1 activity. Gene Ontology annotation, biological process: phosphatidylserine catabolic process; monoacylglycerol catabolic process. The transcript has 8 exons. The coding region runs from base 258 to 1313 and encodes 351 amino acids. The record is from RefSeq and is a predicted model, not a curated record. Lineage: Eukaryota; Metazoa; Arthropoda; Copepoda; Harpacticoida; Harpacticidae. Gene Ontology annotation, cellular component: endoplasmic reticulum membrane.
CUCUAUUUCCCUAAGAGUGAGAGCUAGUUUGAUGGGCUACUAAUGUUUUACCAAGAAAAGUCACCCUGCAUCUGGAAGAGUCAUUGUUCCACAAUACACAAGCUUUAUCGGACACACACCAAUUUCAGGACCAAAUGCGAACUUGAACAGCUAAUCUCAGCUCAGUUCAAAUUCAUACCCGUGUUGCAAAGAACUCAUCGCAUACAUUGUAUGUGCUCAUAUACCCAUGGCUUAAACGCCCUCAACUGUGUUAAAGAAUGUCGGGGAAAAGACGUCUUUUGGGCCUGAUCCUCUUAGUGAUCGCCUCUUAUUUCGGAUUACCAUUGUGGGCUCUCAUCACACUCGCAGUAUUGAUACUGAUCGUUGUGUUCUUGGUGAUUCCGUCCAUAUUUCAUUGGAGCUUCACUGUUCAACGUCAUAUGAUCUUUUUACCUUGGGUGAAGUGGCCCAAAUUAGUCGAUUUCGAUCAUCCGGAGGAGCAAGGUUUGGAAGGGACCAUCAAUUUUUAUCUGGAAAGUGAAGAGGGGAUCAAAGUUGGAGUGUGGCAUGUAUUACCCAUGUCGAUGUUGCAUCAAUCAGCAAAUCAGAAUUUAGAGUGGUACCAAAAGUCAUUGGGUCAAGGUCAGCCAGUGGUGAUCUACAUGCAUGGAAACACAGGUUCCAGGGCUCGGGAUCAUCGGAUAUCUAUGUAUCAAGUCCUUCGAAAGUUGGGAUACCACAUCAUUUGUUUUGAUUAUCGAGGAUAUGCGGAUUCAAGUCCGGUCAUGCCUACCAAACGGGGAGUGAUCCAAGACGGCAAAACCGUCAUCCGUUAUGUCCGAAAUCAUUGCGGCUCCGUACCCAUCAUUAUUUGGGGUCAUUCCUUGGGAUCUUCUGUUUCCACACACAUAGUGUCUGAUUUGUCCGUGGAGGGCAACCCGCCUCAAGCUCUGAUCUUGGAGUCACCUUUCAACAAUAUUAAAGACGAGAUCCGCGCCCAUCCGAUGACUUGGAUUUGGCGAAAGAUGCCCAUGUUUGACUGGUUCUUCACCGGAACAUUGGACCAUAGUGACGUUGGCUUCCAGUCAGAUCAAUGCAUUCAGCACAUUCAUGUUCCUCUAUUAAUCCUGCAUGCUAAGGACGAUCUUGUAAUACCGUUCCACCUGGGCAAAAAGCUGUAUCAAAGAGCUCAGGAAACGCGAUUGAGUCACAGUAAACCGGUAAAGAUGAUCUCAUUCGAAGAGAGCGAUGGAUUUGCUCACAUCUUUAUUCAUACUUCUCCGGAAGUUCCGAAACUUGUAAGCGAGUUUAUUAAGGAUUCAUUGCAUCUUUAAUGGUCCUUGAAAACAACUCUGUGAUGAUUACUAGUCUAAGAGACUGAUGUUUGAAGCCGGUAUACUGUAUUUGCCUUUACCUUCAAGCACAAUACAUACUUUAUGCAUUUAAGUGUAAACGUGUCGACAAUAAAUGGUGCAUCCUCAUACCAAA